AUGCAAUGUCCCAUUUUCCCAUUAAAUGUACGUCCCAAAACCGCACGCACAUUUUUUCAAUUUUCACGUUCAAAUCGAGACAAUAGCAGGUAAAGCACGUAGAUUUUCAAUUUCCAACUUGCCUCUUCAGAAUCUGUAAAAUGUCGACGACGCCGAACAAAAAGACGGACGCGGAGGCGUACAAAAAGGAGGUGGCCAAGCAGAGACGGAUGAAGAAACUCCGUCAGAUGAAGGUUUCGUUCGCGACGACGCCUCCGCCACUAUUUGAAUCCGUUUCAGAUCCGUGAUCGCGCCGGAGACGUCAAAGUGGACGAUGUUUCGGACGUGGAAGUGGUCGGAGACGUGGACGAGGAGCCGCAGGACGCGUGGCUCAACGACCUCAUCAAGAGCGACGGCGACUCCAACUCCGGCGGCGUUUCUUCCGAUCUUGCGUCGAUGGAAGUCUCCACCGAACCAGUCGAAUCCUCGUCGUUAGCCGCCAAGAUAUGCGCGUUCACCAAUGAGAAUUCGGUAAAACGAGCAGAUCAAAUCGCGAGUUGAAUCACUUGAAUCAGUUCCUCUUGAAGGCUCUUCUUGGCGUCGGAAUCGCCGCCAUCGCCCUCACCAUCUUCACGCGCCUUCACAAGUGA
Caenorhabditis sp. 36 PRJEB53466 is the source of this 629-nucleotide messenger RNA. NCBI's taxonomy places the organism in Eukaryota, Metazoa, Nematoda, Chromadorea, Rhabditida, Rhabditidae. The record is from the annotation of a GenBank genome assembly.